Messenger RNA from Paramormyrops kingsleyae, 604 nucleotides. The record is from RefSeq and is a predicted model, not a curated record. NCBI's taxonomy places the organism in Eukaryota, Metazoa, Chordata, Actinopteri, Osteoglossiformes, Mormyridae.
UCAAACAUGUAUUAAAGUGGGAAAGAAGAGUCACAGAUCUUCACAGGGAGGUGUUGUGGGACUGAAGAACUGAGACAUGAGGGCUCCAAGCUUGCUGGGGAUUGCAUUCCUCUGCCUGUCUGCCAUGCCUGCUGCAAUGGAUGACGACUACAACAACUUCCCAAAGUACUCUGGUGAUGAACGCUACAGCCACUGGUACCAAACUGGCCGCUACUGUAUACGGUAUUUCAGCACGCCACUCUCCUUCUCUGAUGCUGAGUCUGCUUGCAGUCAAAAAGCUUCAGGGAGUCACCUGCUCUCCGUGCACAGUGAACAAGCAAAUGACGAUGCCUUGGCCAUCGUGUUGAAAUUCAACCCCUCCUCACCACGGACCUGGUUGGGUGGUCAAAGGGAUGGCCAGUCAAAUGACUUCAUCUGGACAGAUGGUUCUUCUUGGAAUUUUGAGAACUGGGUUCCAGGUCAACCAGACGACGCCAGUAAUGUUGAGAGCUGUGUUGAGAUGAACUGGAAAAACUUGGGAGAAUGGAAUGAUGAUCAGUGCAUGAAGCGGAAGCCUUUCAUUUGCGCCUUCAAGCGGCACAAGUGGCAGCAGGAGCCGAUGUAA